Colletotrichum spaethianum is the source of this 1236-nucleotide messenger RNA. RefSeq lists its product as uncharacterized. The record is from RefSeq and is a predicted model, not a curated record. Lineage: Eukaryota; Fungi; Ascomycota; Sordariomycetes; Glomerellales; Glomerellaceae. Bases 1 to 1236 code for a protein of 411 amino acids. The transcript is spliced from 2 exons.
AUGCGCUUCAACCGCUGGCAACGAGAGAUCAAGCCAGAGAACCAGAACCACACUGAGACCACAAAGAACACGGCGCCGGCCCAUACGUCUCCAGAGCCGACGGGCAUCCCUGAAUCGGGGAUGGUCACGUCUGCUAUCAACGUGGCACGGGCAGCCGAUACAAUGAUGAAGUCUCAGCAACAAGCCGCCCCGGAGGCGAUCUCAGAUCAUUCCGGCACUGGCGCAAAGCCGGAGCAUGGCCUGCCCAGUCCUUCGCACCAGUAUACAAAGAGCACAUGUUCGAAGACCGCCAUCACUCAAUUCCAACCCCACACUCAUCAUUCUACUCCUUCUUCAAGCCCUUUGAUUUCGGCUGCCCAAGUCGGAUCUUAUGGUGUGUCCGAGACCCAGGCCGGCUCUUGUGGCGGGCGUCCUGCCUCGAGGGCAAAAGCUCCAUGCCGGCAGUGCAUAGAAGCGAAGAUGCGACAGCAAGCUGCCAACAUAGCUGCUGCCACUAGCCUCCCACCCGUUCCGAUGACCCAGGCGCCGAACCAGACCUCUGUUCCAUCAUCCACCAUUCAGCAACCCUGGGCAAACCUCCUCGGACUCAAUCCUUACCAUAAUGCAAUGGCUGGAUCCAUGUACGGCCCAUUCCUCCAGCAGCCUUUGAUGGCUGGUGCUUCCAGUCCGUUUGCUAUCCCUUCGCAACAGUCACAUCUGACUUCCGGACUUUCUCCACAACAGUCAGGUGGAAGCAUGUUUCAUUUCGGAUCUGUGUCGCCCAUGCCGCAAACACAGACAUUUGUCACGCAGCAGCCGAUUAGCAAACCGAUUAAAGCAGCGAACGGAAACCCAAAGGCACAGAUUACAAGGAUCCCCGACACGCAGUCAACCACGAAACACAUCAUUGUCGACAUUGCCGACACGUGUCUCAACGUAUUUCCCUUUGCCGAGCUGGCAAAGCGACAUAACCAGCCGGAGCAAAAAGUCAGAGACAUAUUCUCCGCCGUAAUACAGGUGCCUCUGCUCCGCUGUCCCACAGACAAGAGACGAGCCGGCAAGCUGGGCACUGCUCGGGUCAAGGAGUUCAACCAGGCGAAGAAGGAGAUGCAGGCGCAGCAGGACAACGUGGGUCAACCUCGUCAGGGCUCUCCGAACCAGAUUGUGUUUAUGCCGUCUGCCUGGGAUGUCGCGCAGUUCAUGGGUCCAAGCGAUGUGCGGCACGGUGGGCUUCCUCAGUAUUCGGGGGCGUGGUGA